Messenger RNA from Acipenser ruthenus (sterlet), 2350 nucleotides. Its product is annotated as actin-related protein 5-like. The transcript has 9 exons. The record is from RefSeq and is a predicted model, not a curated record. The coding region runs from base 22 to 1983 and encodes 653 amino acids. Gene Ontology annotation, cellular component: Ino80 complex; cytoplasm. Lineage: Eukaryota; Metazoa; Chordata; Actinopteri; Acipenseriformes; Acipenseridae. Gene Ontology annotation, biological process: regulation of DNA-templated transcription.
UACUAUUACAAUUAAACAAAUAUGUUUAUUAUAAUAUGUGUAUUUUAUUGUAUGCAACACUGUGAUAUUACUAUAGCAUUUAGAAGUUGCAGAUUCUACAUAGGAACUUUUUUUCCGAGACCUGAUUUGUGUCACCCGAGCUUAUUUUGUAAACGGGACUUUAAAACAAAAAUGGCGGCGGCCACGGCGAGUAAGGUUUUCCCGUUUCGAGAUAGCCGAGCGGUCCCAGACCCGGUUCUGGAACUCAGCCCGCAGUGUUUACAUCCCUCGCCGGUCCCGAUCGUCAUCGACAAUGGUUCGUUCCAGACCCGGGCUGGCUGGGGCUGCGGCGGCGACAGGUUUGCCGAGCCCAGUCUCAUAUUCAAGUCGGUGGCGGCGCGGAGUCGAGGCGCAGCCCGCAGCGAGACCCAAAUCGGAAACGAUAUCCCCAACCUGGAGCCGCUCCGCUGGCUGCUCAAGAGCCAGUUCGACAGGAACGUGGUGGUCAAUUUCGAGAUUCAAGAGCUCAUGUUCGAUUACGUAUUUAUGCACUUGGGAAUCAGCACAGAGGGCUGUGUGGAGCACCCAGUGGUUUUAACAGAGUCGCCCUGCAACCCGCUGCACAGCCGUCAGAUGAUGUCAGAGCUCCUGUUCGAGUGCUACCGAGUGCCCAGAGUGUCCUAUGGGGUGGACAGCUUGUACAGUUACUACCACAACACCACCAUGAGGGGGCUGGACCCUCCAUCCACUGGACUGAUCAUCUCUUCCGGGUAUCACUGCUCACACGUACUGCCUGUUUUAAAUGGAAGGCUGGACGCCAGGAACUGCAAGCGCAUCAACGUGGGGGGCAGCCACUCAGCUGCAUACCUGCAGAGGCUUCUGCAGCUGAAAUACCCAGGACACCUGGCAGCCAUCACACUGAGCCGCAUGGAGGAGACUCUGCACCAGCACUGCUACAUCGCACAGGACUACCAGCAGGAGCUGGAUCGAUGGCGCUGCGGGGAGUUCUAUGAGAAGGAGGUUCACCGGCUGCAGCUUCCCUUCUCCCAGAAGCUCCUGAGCAGCACGCUGAGUGCCGAGGAGCGGCUGGAGAGACGGUCACAGCAGCUGCGCCGCCUGCAGGAGCUGAACGCGCGGCGCAGGGAGGAGAAGCUGCAGCUCGACCAGGAGCGACUCGAGAGACUGCUCAGUGUGCAGGAGCUGCUGGAGGAUGGGCUGCUGGAGCAGUUCCACAAGGCUCUGGUGGAGCUCAACAUGGACUCUGCGGAGGAGCUGCUGUCUUACAUCAACAAGCUGAGCCUGGCUGUGGAGCAGAGCAAGCACAAGAUCCUGCAGGCAGAGGGCAGCGUGGAGGUGGAGGUGGUGGACAUCAAGCCAGAGACCCCCGAUCUGGAGCAGACCCUGGAUGAGUCCGAGCUGGAGCCAGAGUUCAGCGAGGACCAUACCGAAGUGGAGAAGCCAGCCAAUCCUGUGCAGCCCAUGUUCAACCUGGCAGAGUAUCACCAGCUGUUCCUGGGCACGGAGAGGCUGCGGGCUCCCGAGAUCAUAUUCCAGCCCUCGAUGAUCGGAGAGGAGCAGGCUGGCAUAGUGGAGACUGUGCAGUAUGUGCUGGACAGGUACCCAAAGGAGCAGCAGGGGGAGCUGGUUCAGAAUGUGCUGCUGACCGGGGGGAACCUGAUGUACCCGGGUACGAGGGAGAGACUUGAGAGGGAGCUGCUGGCGAUCAGACCCUUCCAGUCCCACUUUCAGGUAAGGAUGGCCUCCAAUCCGGUGCUGGAUGCCUGGUACGGCGCCCGAGAUUGGGCUCUGAUGUGUACUGACCAAGAGGAAGGCUGGAUCACAAGGAGCGACUACGAGGAGAAAGGGGGAGAGUAUUUAAAAGAGCACUGCGCGUCAAACACAUUCGUCCCCAUGAGCAUCGCCAAACAGACUCCUAAAGCUCCAGAGCCAGCACCAACACCAGUACCAGCUCCCAUUGCUCCCAGCACUCCCAUCACAGGCUGAAUCGCUCGCCGCAGAUUGAGUACUGGCUUCUGUAAGGGCUCCACCAGUACGAGUGGGCGCUGGGACAGCAGUGGCACACUGGAACAGUUCACAGACGCUUUACAUUUGGACUAGUCUAUAUGGUAUCCAAACUGAUGUCAUAUCCUGUCACGCUACGUGCUAAACCUGAUGUGGAAAUUAGCAUGCAGGAAACUUUGCAGCCUGAGGAAAGUUUAAAGCUGUUGCUUGGUUCUGAACUCUGUAUAAAACAAAACAAGACUUGAGCCAUGAGAGAGCUAGAGAGUUUUUUUUUUAUUUUAUUAUUCUAAUAAUAUUUUUUUAUCCAAACCUUGUAUAUGCAAAUAUAAAAGGGGAUCAACAGAUUUGA